ACGACAAAUGAGAAGAGGCGUGUCUCCUCCCAAAGGUCUCAACAACACCUAUAAUAAGAGACCCAAGGGAGACUUAACAAUCCAUCAAAUUGUAGUUCGUAUCCUUAGAGAAUCUAAACAUCAUGGCUUCAUCAUCUUCUACGGCACCAUCAACGUUCGGUUUCUCCUCACCCGCAUCUACUUUUACCCCGUACAAUUAUGGGAUGGAACCUUUAAAUGGUACAAAUUUUUCAACAUGGAGAGAAUCUAUAAAACUCUCACUUGGCAUGAUGGACCUCGAUCAAGCACUGAGAAUGGAUCCACCAGGUGCUCCUAAUGAUGAAAGCACCGUGGAACAGAAGCGUUCUUAUGAACAGUGGGAGAGGUCCAACCGAAUGUGCCUCAUGGUGAUUAAGAAUUCCAUAUCUGUAGCUAUUCGUGGAGCCAUUCCCGACUCUGAAAAUGCGAAGACCUACCUAGAAUAUGUGGAAGAACACUUUAAGGGCACAUCUAAAGCACAUGCUAGUACCCUGAUUCUAAAAAUGUUGACUAAUAAGUACGAUGGAGUGAGUGGUAUUCGUGAGCACAUCAUGAAAAUGUCUGAUAUGUCCAACAAACUCAAAAGUAUGGACAUGGAGAUCAGUGAAGGUUUUCUCGUUCAUUUCAUAAUGACUUCUCUACCUGCGUCUUAUGGUCCGUUCAAGAUAAAUUACAACACGCAGAAAGAGAAGUGGACCAUGAGUGAGUUAAUUGCUAUGUGCGUUCAAGAAGAAGAGCGCCUAAAAGUUGAAAAACCAGAUGUUGCUCAUCUUACCAUCACAAACUCAAGAAAAAGGAAAGCCAACCGUCAAGGAGGAGGAAAAGGUAGCACUUCUAAGACCCCAAAGAUAGGUGCAAGCGUGAACUCCGGUCCCUACUGUAAGUUUUGCCGUGUCAAAGGGCAUUACCAGAGGGAGUGCCCUAAGUUUAAGGCAUGGCUGACUAAGAAAGGUAACUUAACCACUUAUGUAAUUUAUGAGUCAUUGAACACAUCAGUUCCCCUUAAUACUUGGUGGAUUGACUCUGGUUCAAUGGUUCAUGUUUCAAACACACUGCAGGGAUUCCAUUCAAUCCGGACAUUGGGAAGAAAGCAAAGAGUGAUUAAGGUGGGCAACGGAGAAGAAUUAGAAGUGGAGGCCAUUGGAACUAUCUCAUUAAUUUUAGAGAAUGGCUUCAUUCUUCAUCUUCAUGAUGCUCUUUAUGUACCUAAUAUUACUCGUAAUUUAGUGUCUGUAUCGAAACUAAGUGCUGAUGGUUUUACAUUUAAUUUCGUAUACAAUAAAGUGACAAUAAGCUUGAACUCAAAUGUAAUAGGAUUUGGUAGCAUGGAGGGAAACCUCUAUAAGUUAUGCUUAGACACUAAUUUUAUGGAAUCCCCAUUGUCAUUUAAUAUAACUGAAAA
Cuscuta epithymum is the source of this 1420-nucleotide messenger RNA. The record is from the annotation of a GenBank genome assembly. NCBI's taxonomy places the organism in Eukaryota, Viridiplantae, Streptophyta, Magnoliopsida, Solanales, Convolvulaceae.